Drechmeria coniospora is the source of this 1524-nucleotide messenger RNA. RefSeq names its product amine oxidase. The coding region runs from base 1 to 1524 and encodes 507 amino acids. The record is from RefSeq and is a predicted model, not a curated record. Lineage: Eukaryota; Fungi; Ascomycota; Sordariomycetes; Hypocreales; Ophiocordycipitaceae. Gene Ontology annotation, molecular function: oxidoreductase activity. The transcript has 3 exons.
AUGAACCCACCGGUGGACCGUGUUGCGAGAAAAAAGGUUGCCAUCGUCGGCAGCGGCUGCACGGGAAUCGCAGCUCUCUGGGCCCUGAACCGAACCUGUCAUGAUGUGUAUCUGUACGAAUCAGCCAACCGGUUAGGCGGCCACACCCACACGGUGCAAUGGAAAUCUGGAAAAUACUCGACGGUCGUCGACACGGGCUUCAUGGUCUUCCAUGCUGCCGCCUCUCCCAACUUCACACGCUUCCUCGGAAAGCUCAACGUCGAGACCGAACCGGCAGACAUGACGUCUAGCUUUUCUCGAGAUCAAGGGCGCUUUGAGUGGGCUGACGCCAGCUUGAGGGCAGUCUUCUGCCAGAGGAGAAACCUCCUCUCGUUGACGAUGUGGAGGAUGGUCUUUGACAUUGCCCGCUUCAACCAGUUCGCACUGGACCUUCUCGCGAGAGACGACGAACCCCCGAGCGAGGCGGAGACGAUUGGCGAGUACUUGGACCGCGAGGGAUACUCUCGCGCUUUCCGAGAUGAUUAUUUCAUACCGAUGAUUGCGGCGGCAUGGGGAUCCAAACCAGACAAGUCAUCGCUACAGUUCCCGGCGGUGACGCUUGUUCGGUUCCUGUGGAAUCAUCAUCUCCUCUCCGUGUCGGCCUCCCCGCAAUGGUUUGCGCUCAAGAAUGGAUCCAAGUCGUACCUCGACGCCGUCAUGAAAGGCUUUCCGCCAAACCACCUUUUUCUCGACACGCCGGUGAGUCGCGUGUCGAACGAUGAGAACGGACGGGUUCUGCUGCAUCUGGAGAAUGGCAAGACGGAGGCCUACGACCAUGUCAUCCUUGCCACCCACGGAGACCAAGCGCUGUCGAUGAUCAAACCAACAGCCACUGACCAGGAACGGUCAGUCCUGUCCUGCUUUCGGUCUGCCCAGAACGAAGUUGUUUUGCACUCCGAUGUCGCACUGAUGCCCAAGAGUCAACAAGCGUGGUCCGGUUGGAACUACCUGGCGCCGUCGGCGUGGAAGAAAAAUGUUGGUCAAGUCUCUCUCACAUACGACAUGAAUGUUUUGCAGCGCAUCCCCUUGGAUCCCUUUGGCCACGUCCUGGUGUCCCUCAACCCUCAACGCCAGCCGCGGCUCGACAAGGUGCAGGGCCGGUACUUCUACUCCCACCCUCUUUACACCCCCGCAACGAUGAGGGCCCAGAAACUGCUGCGGAAAAUUCAGAACAAGAGGGGCAUCAGCUAUGCCGGCGCAUGGACCAAGUACGGAUCCCACGAAGAUGGCUUCAGCAGCGGUCUGCAUGUCGCACAGGAGCACUUGGGCGCUCGGCUACCCUUCGAAUUCCGAGACUCGGCCUACAGUCGGGGGAAAAAUCCGAAGCUGGGGCUGGCUGACCACGCAUUGCGGCUCGUCAUCUUGCUCAUUCAAGUCUUUGUCAUUCAGAUACUCGGAAUGCUAUGGACGACGCCGGGCCGGCCCAAGGUGAAGCGCUUGGCCAACGGAGUCAAGUCGAAGCGGCUACAAGCAAAACGGAGUUGA